AUAAUGUGUAAAUAGCUUUCUUUUCACCUUUGACAUUUAGCUGUCGGUGCUGAUAUAGUUUUCGAAAUAUUUCAUGUUUCGAGUUACUGACAUAAAGAUGUUAGUUUUAUUGAUACCGAUAUGGAUUCUAAUUCUCGAUACUCAAAUAGCAGCGGGGAAAAUCAUCGAAAGAAAUAAUUUACGAUGCGAAAACGAUAACGUCGAAAAAUUUUCGAGUAUAUUUCAUGUUGGUAAAGAAUUGAUUUGCCACGAUUUAACAAUAACAAAAUACGAUGUUAUAGAGAGAAAAUCGUGGAAAAAAGAAGACGACAAAUACGUCGUACAAUUCGCUUCGGUUAACGGAUCGUUCCAUAGGAAAUUGAUAAACAAUUAUCCUUCCGUUAAUACUAUUUUCGUUUAUAACAGUACUAUCAGAGAUUUUUCUUUGCCGUUCAGAAAAUGUGGAAUACUGUUAAUAAUCGAAUCGAAUUUACCGAUAAUAACAAGCGAUUUUUUCGUCGAAGCUUCGGGAUUACGUCACUUGGGUUUUUAUUCGAAUCCCGAUGUUGAAUUCGAGGAAGGCUGUUUUUCGGAUUUACGUCAUUUACGAAAUUUAACGAUUUUCAACGAAUCGUUUCCGAUACUCAAAAACAAUUUUCUAGAAGGUCUAGUUAAAUUAAAAAGAUUAGCCAUCGUUAAUUCCCAAUUAGAAAAAAUCGACAACGACGCUUUUAUAUAUAAUAACGAUUUACACGAAAUUAUUCUAGAUGGUAAUCCCAUGGAGGAAUUCGUCGCCAAUUUAUCUAUAUUACAUCAUUUGAGAACCGUUUCCUUAUUGAAUACGAAAUUGAAAAAACUCGAUUUACCGAUUUUCUUUCCCGUUUAUCAUUUGCAUACUUUGGGUUUACCUAAUUCCGUUUGGUCCGGUAUAUCGGUUGUACGAUUGGCGGAAGCUUUUCCCCGAUUGAGAACGGCCGUGUUUAACGAAGAAGAAAAAGGAAAUGACGUAUUAGAUACGUUGAUGGACGAUUUCGAAUCGUCCGGACUACAAAUUCGUAAAGUUAAACAUCCCAAAGAAAUUAACACCUUCAUGUAUGACAUCGCUAGCUAAUAAAUUUUUUUUAAUACUAUUUACGUUGUUAAUUAAGUAAUAAAUUGAUUAUUUUGAA
Molecule: messenger RNA, 1148 nt
Organism: Diorhabda carinulata
Lineage: Eukaryota; Metazoa; Arthropoda; Insecta; Coleoptera; Chrysomelidae
Exons: 2
Coding region: 74-1090 (338 amino acids)
Source: RefSeq, a predicted model, not a curated record